GGAAAAGGAGCAAAACCGGUCGUCUUCUCCAAAGAUGAGGAGGAAUACACAGAGAAGAAAGUCAAAAAAACCUAAACAAUCGCCGGCAAUGGCGGCGACGAAGGCACCGAUUAGUCAACAAGACGUUGUUUCCGAUGACCUGAACUAUGAACUGUGGGCUCGAACAGUGAAAGCUAGACUAGUAGAGAAAGGACUUUGGGCUGUUGUUGAAAAUGGAAUCUCACCGGCCGAUCCAUCGAAGAUUCCAGAGUUAGCGGCGGCGACGAUUCAACCCGAAGAUCUUUCAAAAGAGAAAGAAGCGCUCCAGAUUUUGCAAUCUUCUCUCCCCGAUUCGGUUUUGAGAAAGACACUCGACAGCACCACUACUACUUCAGCCAAACAUCUUUGGGAUUCGUUAAAAGAAGCUAACGAGGAACAAUCCAAAUCAGAGGGGAAGAAGGAGAAGAAAUUCGAACGUAUCAUCGCUGUUGAUCCUCGUUUAGACUCGAAUCAUCAUUAUCUGGCGAUUACCAAUAUGGCAAUCUCGCUGUCAGAUUCAUAUGAAACUGCAACGGAGGAACUCAUCGUCAUGGGUCUGCAGGAGCUUACUUUUAACAAUAUCCGUCGGCUUCUUGAUCUUAUUGAAUCAUAUACAAUGAAAUGGACCUUGUAUGAAGUUUUGAAACAAAACGAGUAUCAAGCAUCACGCGAUUGUGAAGGUUUUAUCAGAUGGAUAACAUCCAUGUCAGAUUCAUAUGAUGGUACACCUCUGGUGAUGAAGCAAGUCGUGAGUGUGAAGAAUCUGACUUUUGAAACUACUCGUGAGCUUAUUGAUGUGUUUGAAUCACUACCAGCGAAGACCAUAAGUGGGAUUGUGAAAGGAUUUGUGGUUGGAUCAACAUCACAUGUGAAAGAAGUUUGCUAUUCACCCAGUGAUCUUAGGUGUUUGCUAAAAGAAGCCAAGUUAGAGAUGAAGGAAUUAGGAGAAGGUACUAUCAGCUCAGCUCAGAUGAAGGAAUCGAAACAAGGUAGUGCUACUACAAGGGUGAUGAGAUCUAGGCAUGAAAGAGGAGAGUGUAUUCGAUGUGGAAGUAAAGGGCAUGUUUUCAAAGACUGUGUGACCUUUGAGAAGGAUAUGUGGAUGAUAUACGACACUACCACUAACCAUAUGACUCCACAUAUCAAGUAUUUCACCACUUUAGACAGAAGACACAGAGCUCAGAUCGAAUUCAUCACCGGGGAAUCUGUCUUUGCUGAAGGAAUGGGAGAUGUCAGGAUCGUUACCAAGGAAGGGUUAAAGAAGACUAUCAAGGAUGUGCUUUUUGUUCCCAAGAUCGACAGAAACGUGUUGAGUGUUUCUCAGCUGACAAACGCAGGCUACAUUGUCGCAAUGUCCACUGACAAAUGCAUUAUAAUGGAAGAGAAAAAUGGGAGAUCAUUUGGUCAAUGCUUGUGGGAAGAGAGAGGCUAUUUUCUGCGUUUGCAGGUGGUUGAAGGUAAUCUCACAUCUACUUGCUAGACUUACUAGUAAUCAUCUGUCAGUCAGUCUAUUAUGAGGAUUUCGUUCGGUUUUACUCAGUUUUUACAGUUUGUCUGGCAUCAUCAAUCUUAGU
Molecule: messenger RNA, 1592 nt
Organism: Camelina sativa (false flax)
Lineage: Eukaryota; Viridiplantae; Streptophyta; Magnoliopsida; Brassicales; Brassicaceae
Molecular function (GO): nucleic acid binding; zinc ion binding
Source: RefSeq, a predicted model, not a curated record